AUGAUCGAAAUAACUCAAAUCGACCACGAGCUCUUUGAGCUUCACGAGAGAAGAAAUCCAGAAGAUGGCAGCCCGCGAUUUGAUAGCUCUUCUGCCGCUCCAAAUAUACAGAGAACGACCAUAGGGAAACGGCCAGAAUGUUUCAAGAGCACAUUUCAGGAGAUUUGUUUCAUCUUCAUGGCCACUUUGGCUAUGGCGACAAACAGCCUUGUGACUGGAGCCAUGAUUAUCGUGACUGCAUCAAUUGGAAGAGAUUUACACAUGACACAAGCCCAAAUCACUUGGAUUAGAAACUGCUUCAUUCUCAGCUUUAGUCUUGUGGCUAACGACAUGUCUAGUCUUUCUGCGGGAGCUCUCCAACUUCCCCUGGGCCAACUUACAGAUCUCCUCGGUCGCAAGAGCUUUUUCAUAGCUGGUAUGGUCGGCUUCAGCAUUAGCAGUCUUAUACUCGGCUUCGCUCGGAACCCGUUUUGGAUGAAUAUCCUGUGCGGCUUUCUUGGUCUCUUUUCAGCUGUCAUCGUCCCUCCUGCAAUUGGAAUACUUGGCGCUGCGUACUCCGAGCCGUCGAAGCGCAAAAAUUGGGCAUUUGCAUGUUUCAGCGCAGGAAAUCCCGUCGGAUUUGGGCUUGGGAGCAUUAUUAUGGGGAUAUCGGCCAGAAUCUUUGAUUGGCGCGCGGGUUUCUUCUUCUUCACGAUUCUCUGGGGAAUACUGGCCAUAGUGUCGAUUUGGGUUGUGCCUAAUAUUGAAGCCUUUGAACCAGGGCCAUUUAGAAAGAGACUAACUGAAGCCCUGAAAAAAUUUGACUAUGUCGGAACAGCUCUUACAAUUGUCGGCGUUGGCCUUUUCACAUCUGGUUUGACACUUGGCCCAGUGGAUGGCUGGAAAUCUGCUCAUGUCAUCGCAAUGCUCAUAGUUGGCUUCUUCCUACUCGUGGGGUUUGUAGUGUGGGAAAAGAAUUACCCACAUCCCCUGAUGCCUUUGCAUAUCUGGAAGGACAGAGGUUUUGCAUUUUUAAUGCCCGUCUCCAUCUUUGGAGUCAUGUCGAUGCUUUCCUCCAACUUUUGGCUCGCACUCUUCCUGCAAGAAUUUCAUCACCGGCCGGCUUUAACCGUUGCUGUAGAUCUGCUUCCGCAAGUUAUCUCUGCGCUCAUAUCCAAUGUUGUGGCAGCAAAUAUCCUCCACCGAGUCAAUAAUAGCCUCAUCAUGGCGUUUGGCGCCGCCAUGUACUUUGUCGCGAAUCUUCUACUUGCUGUUCAAAGCCCUCGAGCACCUUAUUGGGCCUUUAUCUUCCCAUCGCUAUUGACAAACGUCAUGGGUCUCGAUUUACAGUUCAAUAUAGCCAACAUGUACGUCAUGCAGUCAUUGCCAUCCCACCAGCAGUCAUUAGCUGGAGGCAUAUUUAACAUGUUUAUUCGACUGGGAGCAACUAUCAUUUUCGGAAUGUCUACUGUAGUAUACAGUUUGGUGAAGAAUACGGUAGAAGGCCAGGAUGAUGCCUUCAAAUCUUACAGGAGUGCAUUUUACGUUUCGCUAGGGUUUGCUUCUCUAGGUUGUUUAUUCGUCCCCUUUCUGCGUAUAGGGACACAGGGAAAUUCCCCAAAAAAGAAUAAUAUUGGAGUUUACGUGUCAAUUGGUACUCAGAGAAUUGCACUCUUAAACAAUACGAAUGGUUCCCAACUUAAGCUUGGCUCAGGCUUGGCUGCUUCAUUAGCUUUCGGCUUUCGGCCUUCUGGCUGGCGGCGGAAGACAGAGCUCCGAGUUGAGUGCGGCCAGUAG
This is a messenger RNA of Trichoderma harzianum CBS 226.95, 1776 nucleotides long. RefSeq lists its product as hypothetical. Gene Ontology annotation, cellular component: membrane. The coding region runs from base 1 to 1776 and encodes 591 amino acids. The record is from RefSeq and is a predicted model, not a curated record. Gene Ontology annotation, molecular function: transmembrane transporter activity. Gene Ontology annotation, biological process: transmembrane transport. The transcript has 5 exons. NCBI's taxonomy places the organism in Eukaryota, Fungi, Ascomycota, Sordariomycetes, Hypocreales, Hypocreaceae.